Molecule: messenger RNA, 2920 nt
Organism: Galeopterus variegatus (Sunda flying lemur)
Lineage: Eukaryota; Metazoa; Chordata; Mammalia; Dermoptera; Cynocephalidae
Gene: HERC6
Product: HECT and RLD domain containing E3 ubiquitin protein ligase family member 6
Exons: 21
Biological process (GO): protein ubiquitination; ubiquitin-dependent protein catabolic process
Molecular function (GO): ubiquitin protein ligase activity
Source: RefSeq, a predicted model, not a curated record
AUAGCCAAGUGUUCUCAUGGGGAAAGAACAGUCAAGGUCAGCUGGGCCUGGGGGAGAAGGUCCCCUCCCAAGCCACCCCACAGAGGGUGAGGUCCCUGGAGGGGAUUCCUCUGGCUCAGGUAGCUGCAGGAGGGGCUCACAGCUUUGCCCUGUCUCUCUUGGGGACUUCAUAUGGCUGGGGAAGCAACAAUGCAGGGCAGCUGGCCCUCAGUGGGAAUGACAUCCCAGUGCAAAAAUACAAGCCUUGUGCAGUUGGUGCACUGAAGGAUCUGGGUGUGAUUUAUAUCAGCUGUGGUUAUGAGCACACUGCAGUGCUUACCCAGAAAUUCUGCUUUCUUUCAACAGUGCAAAAAUACAAGCCUUGUGCAGUUGGUGCACUGAAGGAUCUGGGUGUGAUUUAUAUCAGCUGUGGUUAUGAGCACACUGCAGUGCUUACCCAGGGCGGGAGAGUGUUCACAUUUGGGGACAAUAGCUCUGGACAGCUGGGACACAGUCUCACUGCUGAGAAGAAAGGUCCACAACUCGUGGAAGGAAUCGAUGGCCUAGUUUCACAGAUAGAUUGUGGAAGUUAUCACACCCUUGCAUAUGUGUACACCACUGGUCGGGUGGUGUCAUUUGGUCGUGGACCAAGUUGCACAGUCAACCCAACUCAUCUGGAGGCCCUGACAGAGAACUUUGACAUCAGCUGCCUGAUUUCUGCUGAUGACCUUGUGGAUGUUCAAGUCAAACACAUUUUUGCGGGAACAUAUGCCAACUUUGUGACAACUUAUCAGGAUACUAGUUCUACAAGUGUUUCCAGGAAAGCCCUGCCAGAAAUAAGCCGAAUUACCCAGUCCAUGACAGAAAAAUGGAUAGCAGCGAAAAGAGGAAGUACUGAACAUGAAGUGGCUAAAAGUGAAAUUAGAAUGAUAUUUUCAUCUCCUGCUUGCCUGACUGCGAGUUUUUUAAAGAAAAGAGAAACUGGAGAAAAGAUCGUUAUUGAUGUGGACUUACAAAUGGCAGGAGAUACCUUCAAGAAGUUAACAGAAAAGAAAUGGAUUUCUUUCAUGAUAACUACAUGUCUCAGGGAUAAUUUGCUCAAAGCUCUUCCAUGCCGGUCUCCCCACCAAGAAGCUUUAGAAGUUUUUCUCCUGCUACCAGAAUGUCCUGUGAUGCAUGAUUCUAACAACUGGGAAAGCCUGGUGGUUCCAUUUGCAGAGGCUGUUAGUAAAAUGAGUGAUAAAUCUUUACAAGUCCUGAAGAAAUGUUGGGCAUCUCUGCAAGAAUCUUCUCUGAACACACUGGUUCAGAUGCUUAAAAUAGCCAUCAUCUCUCAACUGCUUCAUUGGAUCGGAACUGAUCAGGGUCACCGUAAUGUUAAAGUUCUUCUAGGAAUGAUGAAAGAAGUGUAUAAGGUAAACAAAGCUAACUGUCUACUGCCAGAAAAUACUUUCAACAUAAAUGAACUCUCGAACUUGUUGAACUUUUAUUCAGAGAGACAAAGACUGUUUCUUCGGAAUAACAACCUGGUAACUGCAAAAAACCCCAGUCUUGUUAUUUUCAGUGACUUUCCAUUUAUCUUCAAUUUGUUAUCCAAAAUUAAAUUAUUGCAAGCUAAUUCAUAUAUAAAGAUGAUGGGGUCACAAGGCACAGCAUACCGGAAUUUGAUGGAAAUGAUUGUACAAAGAAAGAAUGAAUUCCCUCCAUUACCCACAUUUAUACUUAGAGUCAGACGAAGUCACCUGGUGGAAGAUGCUCUGCGUCAGUUAAACCAAGUUGAAGUCACUGACCUUUGGAAAGCAUUAGUGGUUGAAUUUAUUAAAGAGAUUGGUCCUGAGUGUGGAGGCGUCAGAUCAGAGUUCUUCCAUUGUGUAUUUGAAGAGAUGACCAAGCCAGAAUAUGGAAUGUUCAUGUAUCCUGAAAAGGGUUCCUACAUGUGGUUUCCUGUCAAUCCUAAAUUUGAGAAGAAAAGAUAUUUCCUCUUUGGGAUGCUGUGUGGGCUCUCCUUAUUCAAUUUAAAUGUUGCCAACCUUCCUUUCCCACUGGCUCUGUAUAAGAAACUUCUGGAUCAAAAGCCAUCAUUGGAAGAUUUAAAAGAACUCAGUCCUCUUUUGGGGAAGAGCUUGCAAGAAGUUAUAAAUGAUGGAGCUGAUGACAUUGGAGAAGAACUUUACAUACACUUUUCUAUACAUUGGGACCACAAUGAUGUUGAUUUAAUUCCAAAUGGGAUCUCUACACCUGUGGACCAAACCAACAAGAAAGACUAUGUUUCUAAAUGUGUUGAUUACAUUUUCAACAUCUCCAUAAAGGCAGUCUAUGAGGAAUUUCAGAGGGGAUUUUUUAGAGUCUGUGACAAGGAGAUAAUUAGACUUUUCCAGCCUGAAGAACUAAUGACAGCAAUAAAUGGAGAUACUGAUUAUGACUGGAAACGAUUUGAAAUGAAUUCACACUAUGAGCAAGGAUACCACAAAUCACAUCCUACUAUACGAAUGUUUUGGAAGGCUUUCCAUAAACUAACUUUAGAUGAAAAGAGAAAAUUCCUCCUUUUUCUUACAGGACAUGAUAGACUGCACGUAAGAGGCUUACAGGAAAUGGGAAUAGUAUUUCGCUGUCCAGAAACUUUCAGUGAAAGAGAUUGCCCAAGAUCGGUGACAUGUCAUAAUAUUCUGGACCUCCCUAAAUAUUCUACAAUGGAAAGAAUGGAGGAAGCACUUCAAAUAGCCAUCAACAACAACAGAGGGUUUGUCUCACCCGUGCUCCCACUGUAAUAACCAACCACCUCUGAGGGCUUCAGGGAGGCCUCAGAUGCUCAGGCCUUCUCAGCCUUGGAUUCUUCUGUUCUUCCUUACAUCUAAUUAGUACAAGGUGUUGACGGGUUUCAGGCUGGCCAGUUAGCUCAGUUGGUUGGAGCGCCACCUUGCAACAACAAGGUCAAUGGUUC